CUUUCCCGUCUACUCACUGUGGUUGUACACGCGUCACAUCCGGUUCUGACUCAGUGAAUACGGCACUAACGAAACGGAGGCGAGUACCAGUGUUUCGCUUCACUUGAUAACAUUAUUAGCUAACUAAAUAAACCAGUUCAUUUUCUAUCAUUUAAGUUUCUAUCGACAAGAAAUGAGCGACAACGAAAAGGAUUUUGGCGAGCGGGACUCGCGGUCCGCUUCCAGGAGUGUGAGCCCAAGGGGUUCUGGGAAGUCUGCCAGCCGCUCCCUGGCCCAUUCCCCAGCCCGCUCCAAAGAUGGCUCCAGACACUCCAGGUCUAAGUCCCACUCCCGAUCCCGCUCCAAGUCCAGGUCUCGUUCCCAUAGAAGCUCCCGCAGGCAUUAUUCCCGCUCUCGCUCCCGUUCCCACCGCCGCCGUUCCCGUAGCCGUUCCCGAAGCGGGGAAUACCGCCGCCGUCGGAGCCACAGCCACUCCCCCAUGUCCAACCGCCGCAGGCACAUUGGCAACCGGGCCAACCCGGACCCGAACUGCUGCCUGGGUGUGUUUGGUCUGAGCCUGUACACCACAGAGAGAGACCUGAGAGACGUGUUCUCCAAGUACGGCCCCCUGGCUGACGUCAGCAUCGUCUACGACCAGCAGUCACGACGCUCCCGCGGCUUCGCCUUCGUCUACUUCGAAGUCCGAGAGGACGCCAAUGAGGCUAAGGAGAGAGCUAAUGGAAUGGAGUUGGAUGGACGGAGGAUCAGGGUGGAUUUCUCCAUCACCAAACGACCACACACUCCUACCCCUGGGAUAUACAUGGGACGGCCCACAUAUGGUGGUGGCGGCGGCGGCAGCAGCAGCGGAGGCGGUGGAGGAGGAAGUGGCGGCCCCAGCUCAAGCUCAUCUCGCCGUAGCUCGAAGGAUUACGACCGCGGCGGUGACCGUGGUUACGACAGAGGCUAUGACCGUGGCUGCGAUCGCUACGACGACCGAGAGUGCUACAGGUCUUACAGGCGCAGGUCUCCGUCCCCGUACUACAGCCGAGGGGCAUACCGGUCUCGCUCACGCUCGCGAUCUUACUCCCCACGCCACUACUGAGCAGAGGGAGAAGAGGAACAAGAUGAUACUUCUUGUGGGGUUAGGGCCGGGGGGGGUGGAUGUGGGGUUAGGGC
Salmo salar (Atlantic salmon) is the source of this 1155-nucleotide messenger RNA. Its product is annotated as transformer-2 protein homolog beta. NCBI's taxonomy places the organism in Eukaryota, Metazoa, Chordata, Actinopteri, Salmoniformes, Salmonidae. Gene Ontology annotation, molecular function: RNA binding. The record is from RefSeq and is a predicted model, not a curated record.